GCUCCUCUACGCGCGGGUAGCCCGGUACAGUCGGGGGAGACAGAUGAGUUUGCCCGGGGUGUCCGCCAGAAGUGGACAACAUCCGCGCGGUUUCUGUCGUGUUUCCGCGAGUUCGGCCGGUGCCCAGUGGCUCGCUUGACUUCGGUCCGCCCGCUGUCAGUCAGUCAGUCGGCCGGCGGCGUCACAACAGGCCGGCGAGCCUCCGUUUUCUCAGAUGCGGGAGGCCUUAUUCCUUUUCAUGUAGCAAGAGCGAGAAACAGACAUGGGAAGUGAGCAUUACUGCCUCAGGUGGAACAAUCAUCAGAACAAUCUGCUCGGAGUGUUCAGUCAACUGCUGCAAGACGAGAGCCUGGUAGACGUGACUCUAGCCUGCGCCGAGGGCCACUCUAUCCGUGCACACAAGGUCGUACUGUCUGCCUGUUCAUCCUACUUCCAGUCUCUGUUUGUCGACCACCCCGGCCGCCACCCCAUCGUCAUCCUCAAGGACGUCAGCUUCUCCGAGCUCCGCACUCUGGUGGAGUUCAUGUACAGAGGGGAAGUGAACGUCGAGUACUGUAGAUUGUCCGCAUUGCUCAACACCGCAGAAAGCCUCAAAGUGAAGGGUCUGGCCGAGAUGACACAUCUGCACGGAGGGGGAGGAUCCACUGCCCCGCAGAGGCAAGAUGACUCUGAGCCUCCUCGUGUGGCGGAACAGCCCGGCUCUCCCGCUCCCCGUCCGGACACCCCGCCCCCACCACCCCCGCCACCACUACCUGCUUCGCCCCCCGAGACUGCCGAGCCUUGUGACGAAGAUGCUAGGAGUCGCUCGCCCGAUGCCGAUGAUGACCUCUCCUCCGUACACUCGGGCCCCAGUGAUAUGACAGUCAGCCGCCUGCCCUCACCCUCGGAGCCUCUACCCGGCCCAUCCGGCCUGCCUCCCGUCCAGCAAGUCCCACUGUCCUUGAAAAAGGAGGUUGACUGGGACAGAUCAGAGGAUGGAGAUGGCCGACGGAGUGUGACGGGUGAGAGCUCCUCCGAGUAUAGACACCCACAUGACCCGGAAGUGUGUCUGGUGGAAGGAGUGUACGGUCCGUCAUGUUUCCCCCGUCAUCGAGGCACACCCUUUGAUCAGCUGAGCUCCAGUAGUCGUUCUUCAACUCCCUUCCAGUACCCGCCCUUCCCUCUUUACCCUCACAGUGAGAGCCUUCUGAGUCUGCUCAGCCAGCAAGGACUGCUGCCUCCACUUCCUCCAGCUGAGGGUACUCUGCGCUGUGCCGUCUGUCUGGCGGGCUUCCCCUCUGCGUGGCUGCUCGAACAACACACUGCGCUGCAACACUCUGGACAGGCUCCAAGGAGUCAUCUUCCUGAGCCUACAGAAGACAAACCGUUUCGAUGCGACCAAUGUGGUCAGAGUUAUCGUUACCGUUCAGCGUUUCUCAAGCACAGAGAGCAAAACCACCGUGCCAGGCUACCGGCCGACAAGCUCUUCACUUGCGAUGUCUGUGGGAUGCAGUUUCGCUAUCUCAAAUCAUUUAAGAAACACCGGUUGAACCACGCAUUGGAGAGGCUCCACAACCCCUUCCACCGUCCCAGCUCAGCUGCCUCUGACAGUCGUCGAAGUGAAAGGAGUGAGAGAAGUGAAAGAAGCGAGAGGAGUGAGCCGAGUGAUAGAAGUGAGGCAAGUGAAAGUGAGGGCGUGAGCACCACAGCGAGGAGUGGGAACGAUGAAGUAACAAGCACCAAUGAGGCAGUUGGCACUGCCCAACCCACCACCCCACCGUACCCUCCAGAGCAAGACGACACCGUGGACUCACUGGCUCUAGCACUGGGCACCAACGAAGCUUCUCUCAUAGGUCUGCUCAGGCUCGGUGCAGAAGAGAGACAAAGAGAGCGGCGCUCUUUUGCCUGUCCGUUCUGUGGAAAAUGUGUCAGAUCAAAAGAAAACCUGAAGCUGCAUGUGAGGAAGCAUACCGGGGAACGCCCUUUUGCAUGUCUCUUCUGUGGCCGAGCAUUCGGAGGCAAGAGCGACCUCACACGACACUUGCGUAUUCACACGGGCGAGCGGCCCUACCAUUGCGAGAUGUGUGGCAAGUGCUUUGCACGCGCAGAUUACCUCUCCAAGCAUCUCACCACGCACAUUCACAACUCUCACCAUCAACGUUAGCCGCCCGAUCGAGCGAUUCGUUCUCUUUAUGCCUAUUAUCUGUAUUUCAAUUAGGAGUGUUGUGAACAAAUUUUCAAUAAUAUCUGUGUUGUGACCAUUUUUAUCUUUACUAAGUGGAAUUAUUUGUGAUAUCGAAGCAUUGAAAACAAGAAUAACACUUAGAAGCGAGUUUUAUCGAAUAAAAAGCGUUGUGUGAUAAAUAUAAAGGCAUUACGAUCAAAUAGUAGGUAAAUUUAACUUUUUGAAUGUAGAUGUUGAAUCGUUAAUUUAUUUAUUUAUUGUAGAUUAUGUAUUUUAUAAGGGAAUGUGGCAUAAGGGCUUAGUUUAGUUUACAAAGGAUAUUUAUGAGAUGGAUUGGUUUGUAGACAAUCGAAGUCAAUCGCGGCUGAUGUUUUCACUGUUUAUCUACCUCCGACAGAACUCUGCUCUACCUCCAUUCAUUCAUGAAUAGAAAUAGUUUAUUGAUAGUUGACAGGUUUAUUGCGUAACAACACAAGAUGGAUCAUUUACAUUUUAGACAUUAGUAAACAAUACAAAGUUCAGGACAAUAUGCUGGUUUCACAUCAAUUUUCUGUUCUGCGUUAAUUUUUUUCUUACAGCACUAUACAACACAUUUUAUCGAUGAAAAUUUGGUUAUAGCUUAGAAGUAAAAUACUGAAUAACUAAAUACUAUUUUGACAACAACAGAGUACAAAUAUCGUAUCCUCAGUUUGGAAUGUGUCAGAUUUUCCACAAUUUUCAAAUAAUUGUAUAAGAUUUGAAAAGUACAAAUAUUGAAUCUACUGUACACAUUAUUAAUAGUAGUUAAAAUGUUAUAUAGAUUUCAUUUUCAUUUAGGGCCUACUUUUACACAUUACUGCUAUUACGUGCUAUUAUUGGAAAUAACAUUCUCCAGAUAUAGGUAAAACACAUUAAGUAUUAUUAUAUUUCGAAAGGUUAUGUGCAAAAAAGUUUCAGUGAUUUAACCUAAUCUGUAUAUAGGUUUUGCCCCAAGAUUUCAAAAUGUUGAAUUUCCAGUUUUAUGUUUGUGCUCUUUACAUAACUUCAUAAACACUUUUUCAUGUUGUUAUGAAGUUCAGAUAUACCUGUAUUAUCUGUUUCUCUGGUCUAGUUAUUUUUUAAUACUCAUUUAAUAUAAUUAUUAUUAAUAAUAUCAGAUUUAAUAGUUUAUUAAUUUGAAAAGUUGUAUUAUUGAACUAUUAAAAGGUUUUUUCCUAUUGUUUUCAAUUAGGUUAAAUUGAAAAAGAAAAUUUGUCCUAUUUCGUUUUUAGACAUUCUCAGCGUAUGGUGUUUAGGAGCAUAGCGAUAAUCCUACAAAAACUGCUACAUUUUUAAUUAGCUCUAUUUUAACCAAUGCUGUUUGAUUUUCUGCAAUUUAGUGAAGAAAACAUAUUCUGAAGCAUUUUUUAAUAUUAGGGGCUUCAAGUUUUUAUCAAAUAUCACUAAUUUUUGCUUUUUGAUCCAAUCCAGUUAAAAGUAUCAUAGACAUUUCUUAACACUAAAAUUGGAAUAGUGAAAGUACAACAAUAUAUCUCUUUUUUAUCUUAAUACUUCUUCAAAUUAAUGAAUCGUUGUGAAAGUUGAGUUUAGUAGCAAAAAUAACAAAAAGUUAUUAAGAAGAAUCUUGGGUGUUAAUCAGAUACUUGUUAGAAGAGAAAACGUCUGCCUCCUGACUUUAAUGGAAAACUACAAAUGAGCAUAUUUUUAUAUAGUUUAAGCUCAUUGUCUGUGCCAAUUUAUUUAUUUUCCAUUGGCCAAUUCUAUUUUUUUAUCACUCUAAAUUAAACAUUAAGGUCAUCUUAAUCAAGCCUUCUCUUGAGCACAUAACAUGAUGCUAAACCCCCUGUACUCAGGUAAAACUAUCAUAGAACAUUCAGAAAACAGUAAUCUGAGACAUGGAAGUCAAAAUUACUUAUUAAACUGCCACCAUGAAAUUAAUAAAAAAAAACAAAACGAAACAAUGAAAAUAGUAAUAGAAACCUGAAAAAAACAGAGAAAAAUUAAUGAUGAAUAACCUAGCACAACGAAUUAAACUUUGAUAAAGUAGAUUUAUAAAUGUUUUAUAUCUAUCUAAAAUUCCGUAGGCCAAAACCAAAAAAAGUUAAUGGUCAAAAGCUUAAAUUACCUUGGGGCACAAGCAUCCUAGACAUUGAUCCUCUUCGUAAGAGGUACUCUGGCCUAAUCAGUCAUUCAAGAAAAUUAGUUUGACUAAAGUACUGUGCUAAUUCACAAAUCAAUUUUAUAUGAAUAUAAUUGCACUUAUCAGGUCAGGACUAUGGCAAAGUAUAACACAUUUGGGGUGAUGUAGGCAGUGAGAGUGAUGAUCGACCUUCACUUUCACCAACUGAAACUUAAUUUUCAGUUACAUUUUAUGUAAAGGAAAUGAUAUGAAUAACCUAUCUCAAAAGUAGAUCUUUUUAUAUAUAAAUUUUGAAUAUAAUUGAUACAUUUUUGAAUGUAGUCAACGAUUGAGUAGUUGUUGAGAACAAUUUAAACAUCAUGGCUAAAGAAGAUAGUACUUCUACUAUAAAAAAUACAACAUUACUUUAAUUUAUUGAAUAGCUACAACAAGGUUAAAUCAUAUAGGAAAAUAAUGUUUUUCAUUAAAAAAUAUUAAUAAUUCUUUCAGUAACUGCUUGAAUUGAAUAAAUGAAAAACAUCCUUAUUAAUACAACAGACUAUAAACUUAAGAGCACCAUUUAUUUUGUGAAGUUUUUUAGGGAUAAAAUGUAUCAUUCCUUGUUUUUCAAUAAAUAAACAAAAUAUCCGAGUAUCAACAGGUAACCAUAGUAAAUACUUUUUGUUUAGAAAAUUGCCUGUUCAUCUAUUUACAGGAAAAUGUAUAUAAUAUCUAAAAAAUAUUUUUUUUAUAAACUGCUAACUACAUGAACUACAAUUAGACAAAAAGCAAAGUAAUAGACAAUUUUAUUUUCAAUAUUUCGAUUAUUAGGCUAAGCUAUCUUGGUGUGGUAUUUCUUUGAGUAAUAGAUUCAUUCUAAAAAAUACCAGUACUGAGUCGAGCGUGUAGAAUUUUUAAAAUUAAAUUAGUAGUUUUUCUCAUUCAACAAUAAAAUAGCACAAUAAUAAGUUAUUGUUUUCUUUACACAUACUAACAAUAAUAAUCUUUUAAUUAAUUUUAAUCUCACAGAAAUGCUAAUGUGGCAAAGAAAUCAAAUCAAUAUAAGUAAUAUUAGUUGAAUGUUGGUUGGUUGCCCAUGUAAUUUUAUCAAGGAGAAAAGUGUGUGUAAAAUUAAAAUAUUGAAUCCAAUGUUUAGGUAUGUAGCGAUAUAGUUUGUUAAAAUCAUUAGUAAUCAAUAAUAUAGAAGUAAAUGUAUUUAUAUUUUUGUAUUUCUACUGAAAAUUUAAAGAUGCAAAUUUACUUCUAUCAAAAGAUUGACGUAACUGCUUCAAAACAAUAUUUUCAGUGGAUCUUUCACGAUGAAACAGAGUACAAAAUACAUUGGUGUAAUUUUUCUGUUGUACUGUAUUUUUAACUUGUACUUGUGGGUACUGUACACUAUUUGUAACUUGUCUACCUCUAUUGCAGUUCGGUAUCCAUCUUGUGUUGUUAUGAUUACAGAUUAAAUGAUUAAACUAAAUCUGUUGCCCACUGAUUGUGGCGCAUUGGUGCUAUGCAUCCAGAAUGCUGAUAUCUUGAUGCUUGAAAAUAAUGUAAAAACAAUAACAUCUGAACAAUCAUUUUGUCCAGUUACAUGGGUCUGGUGAUGUUUUCUUUGAAAACAAAACGCCUCAUGAACAAGAAAACUCUAAAAUUAUUGGGUUGGUCGAUUUAAAAUUAAUAAAGAAAAGAAACCUCUUAUUAAUUAUAGCUAAAAGAUUAUUCCUACAGGAAAUUUGAGACAUUUUCAAGUUACUUUUUUCAAACAAGGCGGGUAGGAAUGGCACUAAAUUAGGGGAUAAAAAUCAGAGUUUUUUUUAUAAUUAGAUUCCAUAAGUAUGAAUGGACUACAUGAAAUCUGAUUGUCUUAGCUUUGCAUCACUAGCGUUAAAAAACACCAGAUUUCACGGUAUGCAAUAUUUUUUCAAUGUUUUCGUUUAAGGCUUAUAAAAAUUUUGUUUGUACACCCCCUUUUAGUUGCAGUGGUUAAAAAGUUUAACCUUUGCAAUUCAAUGACUAUAGAAGCAAUGAGUCAAGAUAAACUUAUUAAAGUUUAAGACUUGUUUUAUUACAAGUGAACAUGAUCCUUAAAUCCAAUUAUGUUCAUAUGGAGCACUUAUGAGUAUAAAAAGAUUUGUUGUUUAACCUUUUUGUAUUAAAGUAGUUAUUAUUCUGUACAAUUCAAAGUAAUUUACACUCAUAAGUGGUUAAGGUAAUUAUUUUUCAAAAUAUAAAUUAUUAAAUCGGAUAGUUCUUUUUUUACCUUCUCUCUUCAGAUGACUUGAUGACUGAAUAUGUAUAAUUAUACAUUAUUCUUUACUGCUUUUGUCUAUCCAUGUGAACUAAUUGUUACUUCAUAAGUUCACUAACUAGUAAAUUUAUUUUUACAUUACGUUUUUAAUAGAAUAAUAAAAUACGGUAAUGAAAAAUGUUUUAAACUUUUUCUAUUAGGAAAGAUUUUUAAACCAUGACAAAUACGAUCAAUUUUGUGAUUGUAAAUUCAUUGAAAUGUCACAAAAUUCUUUAUUUAAUUAUGUUUACAAUACAGUUUGUAUGAAAAUGUUUUCAAUUUCAGGAAAUUGAGGGAAUGUGAUUAAAAGAUAAUAACAUUUUUAAUGUUAUCCCCUUGAUAUUUUCAAGCAAGACAUCAGCAUUCUGCCAUCUCCGUACAAACACAGCUGAUUAUCUAAAACAAAUGGUGGAACAUAAAAAUUAGCUGUAAAACGCUUCGUACAAAUUGAUUGCUCACUGUGCUUUGUUUACUUGAUUGUGAAAAAAUAGCUACUUUAGUUUUUCGGUGUGGUGCCUUUUCCAAACACGACUGUUAGUAGAAUGUCUGUUUUACUAAGUAACUGGAAAAUACUAGAUCAAAUGUCAAAACAUAAUUUACACAAUAAACAGAUCUCAUUUUAUUUAGAAUCUGUGCUUUCAUUAUAUUAAGUUAUUUUUAAUUUUUUAAUACGUUAACAUUUUAAUUAAGUUUUAAUUGGAUGAAAAUUGUCUUGUAUUUGAUCUCCCGUAAGAGUAGAUUUUCAUUUUGGAUCUAGUAUUUUUCUUUCAGUUUCGGUCAUAGUACAAAGUAACAUUCAGCUGAUACGAGCAACACACUUGAAACCGAAAACUGAACAAUAGAACUGCCUGUUACUGCCACCCCCAGCAAUAGCUGCUAGCGGCACUACGCUGCGCGGUGCCGCACGCGACUCUUGUACAAAUCAUGACGAUGAUAUAUAGUACACACAACCUCUUCACUAUUAGUUCCUAGAUAUAGCAACUGUUUUAUCUGUGGUUUGACUAAUUUAUUCAAUUUUGAAGUUAUUUUUUAUUGUUGAUACUAAUAUUUUAGUGUUGUUAUAUAUCUUAAGCUUUGUCUGGUUGUCUUAAUACACUAUUAUCCUCUGUUGUUUGCCAGGUUGUAUUCUUGACAACGUAGUGCAAAUGCGUCUAUAACGUUAACACCUUCUUACAUUUGUGUUAUCUCAGAUAUGUUAAGUGAGCACGAUGCUAUUUUAUAAAUGUCUUAGAGUGUGGUAUUUGCAGUUUUCCGUUGCACUAAGAAUAUUAAAAGCUAAUUUUAUUUACUUCAUUUUCAAGUUUUUAAAAUUGUUUAUGCUUAGCAAUUAAUAAUAAUGAUGGUAAUACAAAUGUCACACUGGAUGUGAAAUGCAAAAUUUCAUAUGCUUUUGUGCUUGUAAAUACAGCUGGAAUCCCAUCAAGUGAGCUUAUAGACAAAAAUAUGAAUCUUGUUUGAAAGGAUUAGUGUUAAAACCCGCUUUGGAAAAGUUCUUUAAGGAGAAGGAGUAAUAUGACAAAUUCAUAGUUUUGACUAGUUUCUUAGUUAUCAAACUGUUUACAUCUGUGAUCUUGUUUCUUCGGCUCAAGCAAUUCCUGCAUUUCACUUUUAGUGGAAACUGUGUUGUUUAUACCUAUCUACUAUUUCAAUAAAGCCUUCAACAAUGCAAAUACAUUUGGCAAGUGCUUUAGGGGUUAACAUUUUUAGAGUGUGCUUUGUAUUGUUAUUCUGUUUAAAUACAAAUAUAACAAGCCAAUAUUACAAUAUUUUAUAACAUUCUGAAGAUUCACCUGAACACACAAAUCAAUUAUCUGUGUGUUUAUCAGCACUUUGUGUAUUGGGGGUUGGUCUACUGAUUACAAAACUAGGUUUGAAUAAUCAACUGUUGUCGCUAGUUCAGAUUUUGAGAGGUAAUACAUAAUCAUUUAUGUAAUUAUAACAAACUUUAGUCAUUUCUGGUUGGAUUGAAGAUUUAAAAUCAAAAUUAGGCAUUUGAUUAUACAUAGCUUCUUGGUUACAUUAUCAUAAACAUUAAUGGUUUAGUUCAUUUGAAUCCUAUCCAAUAUUCACUGCCCAGGCACUACAUUAUACCAAUCUGUUAAUUAGGUAUGUUCUAUGAAAUUUUCAAGAUCAAGUCCAGUACGCUUAUCGUGUGUAGUGUUCAAGAUAAAGGAGGGGAGUCAAAUUUUUUAUAAUUUAACCUAAAAUUUGUAUGUUUUAAGCUAAGUUAGACGAGCAAAUUUUGACAUGUAGCUGAAACUAGUUAUAAUCAUAGCGAUCUAAAUCUUCCUGUUUUGUCUUCAUUCUAUCUUCCUGUUUAAAGCUUCCUUUAUCUUACCUUUAGAAAUUUUGACUUUCAAACACUUGCCAUCGUUGUUCCUGUUAAGGACAAUUAAUACACAGACCUUGAUUUUGCUUUCCAAACAUUUGUUUGAACUAUGAUCCUUGGGUUCACAAUUAAUUCAGUUUAAUUUGUUUUUAAUAGCAGAGAAAAUUAGAUAGUUUGAAAAAAAAAUGCCCUUGAACAUAGAGCAUAUGCUUUUCCAAAUGUUUGUAUGGCAUUGUUGAAGUGUUGAAGGUACUCUCACCAUUUCAAACAUGGUAAUAAAGGGUUGCUAUAGAUCAUUUACUGCUGAUUUUACGUCCUUACUCAUAACUGCUGUUAUUAAUUACGUUGGUGGUUUUGCACUACGUUUAGUUACGAGAAUAUGACUUGUCAAAUUCUCACCUCUAUGUGAUUAAUAUGUAUUUGAAUAUGUUAUAAUGUUUGCAAUUUGAAUGUGUUUUGUUUCAAAUGUUCCGUGUUUAAAAGUGUUAUUUUAUUUAAACAGAAGUUCAAAGUCAGUGUGAUAACGUGUAGCUAUAACUUAAAAUUGGUGUUUCACAAUCCGUAAUACAGUAAAUGUUAUAUGAACUACAUGUAUCCUAAUAAGUGAUCCAAGAACAAACUUAGCAAAACGUUUUACUCUCAUACUCUCAUUGUCGUUAAUAUUGCACCUUUUAGGUGGUAAUUUUGUUUAUUCGUUGUUUUCGGGGCACUGUGGAAAGUACUUUAUUUAUAAUAUUAUUUAUCUUGAUUCUUAUAAUUAUAAAUUAUCAAAUUAUGGAGCGUAAUGUUGAUGUAUUUGUGUAUAUUUACCAAACUCUCAAAUCUCUGUACAUAAUUGUUAGAAUUAAAUGAAAUAAAAACUGUGUAAAUUGUACUUAAAAUAAGUGUUUUUUACAAAAUAGGAAAUUUAAAGCAUUUUGUUAAUUUUUACACAUUUGUAUGGUGUUAGAUAUAGUGAAAGUUGUCUGGACAGUUUUCUCUUUGUCCAUUUCAUUAUGAAAUAUUGUUGUUAAUAGUAUAUAAUAAUUAUUAAAGCAUAUGCUAAUUAGUUACUGCCAUUUUUUAUACAGUAAAGUUCUAUUCUAAUAAGGCUAUUAUAGAAGAUUUCCCGUUUUCUGAUUUAUAACCAAAUGGAACUAAAUGAAACUCAACGAUCAAAUUAAAUAUAACAUAUUGCCUAAAAGUAGGAAAUUUGAGCCAACAGUCUGUGUUGUAGCAGCUGGUGCAUUAAAAUGUUUAGUCAGCCAUUCAGUGGCAAUUGGUUCUUUUUUUCAUACGUUAUAAAAAAGUUUUACCAACACUUAAUUUAAAUUAUUUCUUUUAUUAUUUAUUGAAUAAAUAUUCGCUCAAAUAAGUAUCUCUUAAAAUCUGGCCUUAUUAACAAUUUGCUUCCACAAUGUGCUGCCUCAUCUAAUACUAUGUCUUACCACUUCCUAAUACUAUUUUACUGUCUUCCCAUUUUAUUCUCAACCUUCCAUCAGACAUUGAGUCAACACAGCAUUUCUUCUUUCUAUUUAUAUAUUUUUUACUUCCUCUUCAUGUUAAACAUACCACACUUUUUCUAAAGUCAUAUAAUGUUAAUUUUUGCAAAAAUACAACAUUACAAAUUAAUCUUAUACUUUAAGCUUACACAGACGUUAACUAAGACACUCACACUGUAUCUAAACAUUGUUAACAUAGUUAAAUCUUUAAAUAUUUUGGCCUUACUAAUAUGGAGAAUUCUAAUUGGUUGUUGAUAGCUUAGUGUUCAGUUAAUCAUGAUACAGCUCAGACUCUUCCAACUCACUUGUACAGGUGGUUAUGCAUUAUUGGCAGUUUCGGUCUAACAUCUGUUAGCUGAAGAUGGCUCUCAACACUGAGGCCCAAAUAUUUGAAAAAAUUAAUUAUGUUAGCAAUGUUUUGAAGCAUCGUAAAUCGGAAAAGUUAGUUAUUUGUUAUCUAUAUAUUCCACAAACACUAAAUUCUUCUCUGUGUAUUAUAAAUUUUCAUCUGUGUUAAAAAAUUAUUUUUAGUCACAAGGGUAUUAAAUUUUUAAUUCGUACUGAGAUUUGUCUUAAAAUUUACCCGUCACAUUAUACACUGGAUAACGUACACUUGCAGAUAAAGCAUUUUUGUGCAAAAGUAAGUUAAAUCCAUCUUGUGUUUAAAAUCCGCUUGAUGUCCUGAUAGCAAGAAGUUGUUUCUAAAAACCUGUUAUCUGUGCACGAGUAUAUUUAACAGGUUUUCAGGCUAAACCUGUUUGCUGAUUUUGUUCAAAUUUAGCAUAUUUUUGCGUAUACAGCCUGGUGAAAGUCAAAAUAGAUUUUUAUAUGUCCUUUUUUCAAUACUUUAUUUUCAUACUCUUUUUUACUUUCUAUAUAUACUUCAAAUUUAACCAUUGUCUGACUCAUUGAUCAAACUAUCAGUGUUUGUAAUAACAUGGCAUCUCUAUCAAGAAUGCAUGUAAAACACUACACACAGCAUAAAUUGGUAUAAAUCCAUCCCAUUAUUUGUGUCAAAAGUUUCUUGAAUACAGUAGUUUUUAAGAUUAAAAAAUUUUACAAUCCAUUAUUUACAAGAUUUUACAAUAACCACAGUAGUACACUUCACAAGAACAAAUUUGAUUUAAGUUAUUUAAGAUUUGAUAUUUAUUUUGAAACCGAUUCUAAUUAAAACAACGUUGAAUAAUAAAGUCUCAUAAGUAAUUGUUGAAGAUGUAAUUAGUAUGUGUUGCUUAAAAAUUUCAAGUAAUAUUUAAGAUAUCAAUUACAAGAAAUUUUAAUAUCCUUUACCCCUGAUUAGUCAUGCAUUUUAUAAUUAAUGGAACUUUAACGAAUUAUGAAUGCUUUUUAAAAAUUUGUCAAUAAUUUAAAAAGAAUCAUUUAUUAAUACACACCAGUUGAACUUAUAAACUAAAGAGUUAGAGGAUAAUAUGGAGUUUGAACCAUUCAGAAAUUAGUCAGGAUAUUGAAAUUAUUCAAAUCCUCUCUCUUAUUAGUGAUUCUUGAAGUUGGCUUAGACUUUCUAAACUUUUCUGAUCUAAUUGAUAGUGAUUGAGAAUACAUUAUACUAGCUAUACUAUUUAAUAGAUGAAGUUCAAGUUCGUACCCAAUUUCGGCAGUAUUAAUUCAGUGAAUAAGUUAAUUUUUUAUUUACUAUGGAUAAAGUGUUUUAAAACUCAAAUAUAAUGUUCAAGGGACAAAAGAGAAAAGUGUUCAGACAACUUAGAGAGGUAAAACUGGUGAUAAAGGCUUACGGGAUGCAAUAAUCUAUAGCAAUGUCCUGACGUGAUAAUAGUGAUAGUGAUAUGAUAAUAUGGCGGCGGUCCACCGUCCGAACAGUGCUUCCUCCAACGUUAGCUAGGGAGUGUAAAUUGUGAUAUCGUACCGACCGAAUGUUAGUAACAAAUUAGCAACGAAUGUGAUACAAAUAUUUAUUGACAGUCUAUUGCCAUAAAUUGUUAAUGUUGCCAUAUAUAGUAGAAGGUCCGGAUACUUAUCCGGACCGAUGGACUGCUCAGUGUGCAUGAUUCUCUCUUUCUCUCUCUCUAUCUUAGUAUUUUUUUUGUUUAUCACGGUGCUAAUGUGUAACCUUAGUUUUUGUCGGAAUACAGCGGCUGACAGUCUCUCGAUGUUUGUAGUUGUUUCUCUCGUCGUUUUACCUGUUGAGUUUCGACGCGACUGGUUGAUGUAACGAAAGGUCUGGAGAUUUGUGAUAUGAUGAUAUAUUAGUUUUUGAUCGGUCUAUACGAAGUAAGUUUGUUAACAGUGUCGAAUCGUGGGAAGUAUUUUGUAGCGUCUGUUUUGUGCGAUUGCAGAGGUAGCUUUUUAUAUACAAAUAUUUUUACAAUGGAGUGCAUGAGAUGAGUUAAUACUAAUGUGUUAUGAGAUAUUUGACUUACGUUGUGUGUAGCCCUUUAACUUAAAAUAAGUACAUCCCCAUGCACUCAAAAGUUGCAAUGGCUUCAGCCAAAGCCCGAGUGAGUUUCUGUCUUCGAAUAUUUGACAAUUUUACAUAGAUAGCUUACUAUGCUGUUAUUUUUUGACCCUUGGAAGAAGCCAUCACAAAUAUCUUUUGUAUUUCACACAUAUUAAAUUAUGGAAAGGGCUUUGGCUGAGACGUUCGAGAUUGUAGGUUGUUUUAUACAUUAGCAGAAUGUUUCUGUUACUUAAUACAAUACUGUGGCUGUGAUAUUAUGUAUAUAUAAUUUAUUUUAGCGUUAUCUACUCUAUACAGUGCAUUAAUUCAUUCUUUAUCUCUUAAUACUACUGAUUUUAAAUUAUACUCAGUUUGCACUCUUAGACUCUAACAGGCAAGGGGAUUUGAGUUUUCUAUUCAGAAUAACUGUGGACAGCUUUUAAGAUAAAAUAGAGUUUGUCUGUUAGUUUUUAAGAGAGAUAAUUUGGACUGACAGAAGAUUUAUUUAUUUUUUUACAAAUAUAUGGUAUCAUAAUUGAUAACUGAUUGUAGUUAGGUAAAGUAAUGUAGUUUCGACUAAAUUUAACAUUUGCAACAUUACUUUGGUUGUAGUACGACUGAUUUGCCUACUUUCUUUCAGAUUAUGUAAAAAUCGGUACAGUUACGUAGGAUUCAGAGAAUUUUGGGUGUACGGGAUGUGUGCCCAUUGCUGUCUCACCUGGUCCCUAUGUGUGCACUGCAAUGCAUUUCGUUCUGGUAUAUUAAUAUAUCGAUGUUUGUGAAAUAUUAAUUAUUGUUAGACGAUUUAUGUAAUAUUUUCGUGUAAUUUAAAGUUGUACAAAGAUUUGAUAAAUCGAUUUAGUAUAUUAAUUACUGGGUAUAGUUAACAGUUUAACAGAUAAAGUUUUAAUAAUUAACAGAUAUUAACUGUAGUUGUGAUGUGAGUUGGGAGCGCGAUUGGGAGAGCCGGGGAUGUUAUCAAUGUGACCUAUAUAUGGAGAGAUGACGACUCAGUGGUGCCACUACCGCGGGUUCUAUCUCGGGUUCGUGUUGGUAACAUCUUCACAACUCCCAUUGCUCCAUGUGAUUUCUGGGCCUUGGUAGUGGAGGUUGUUUACAUGUUUAUAUUUAAGUGUGGUUCGCCAUCUAAUGGUGGGUAUAUGUCGAUUUAAAGAUAGAUUUGAAUGAUAAAUUGUUGUAAAAAUAUUUAUUAUAUUUUAUAUCUCUGUUAAUGAUCUCUUUCUUUUGCUCUGACAAUUUGAAUCACAGCUUUAAGACGGUGAAAUUUUAAUCGGAUUUUAAACUUGUUACAGUAUUUUAAAUCUAUUUGAAAAUAUAUAUUUAAGAAUUUUAAUCUAAUGAAUGUUUUGUUUCAAACAUUUCUUUACCAGCUAUAAAUUACAUAUCGUAUUGUCGUAGGCUUUUCAUGCUUUAUGAGAAAAUAGUUUGUGGGAGCAUUAAUCUCUUUGAUUCUAACACAAUAUUUUAAGAGAUUCAAAUCUUGUGCAAUAUUUAUGUUGAUUAAUAAACAGUGAAACUGUGA
Messenger RNA from Homalodisca vitripennis (glassy-winged sharpshooter), 14321 nucleotides. Its product is annotated as zinc finger protein 628-like. The transcript is spliced from 4 exons. Gene Ontology annotation, cellular component: nucleus. NCBI's taxonomy places the organism in Eukaryota, Metazoa, Arthropoda, Insecta, Hemiptera, Cicadellidae. Gene Ontology annotation, molecular function: protein binding. Gene Ontology annotation, biological process: regulation of transcription by RNA polymerase II. Bases 263 to 2143 code for a protein of 626 amino acids. The record is from RefSeq and is a predicted model, not a curated record.